Messenger RNA from Paralichthys olivaceus (Japanese flounder), 627 nucleotides. Lineage: Eukaryota; Metazoa; Chordata; Actinopteri; Pleuronectiformes; Paralichthyidae. The record is from RefSeq and is a predicted model, not a curated record.
AUGACUCGACGGCGGCUCUGCUCGUCUCUGUUGUGUCCCACGCUCACCUCUGCUGCUUCCUCCUCCUGUCGUCCAGAUGCCCAGCGAGCGCUGCUGCUGCUGGAGGAGUACCGGGCCAAGCUGAACCACACAGAGGAUCGGCAGCUCCGACACUCCAUCCAGAGGGUCAUCGACAUCUUCCAGAGCAACCUGUUCCAGGCUCUCAUAGAUAUCCAGGAGUUUUACGAAGUGACCUUAUUGGACAGUCAGCGAUGGGCAGAGUCUUCCAAGGGGGCGGAACCCAUGGCGCCCGUUAACCUGUGGGACUUCUCCAGCCUUCAAAGCACAACGGUGACCUCGGACACUCUGCCCAGCCUCAGUACCAGCAUCGAGGUAACAACACAAACCUGUCCAACCCCAGUCACUUUCAUUUCCCAUGGUUCGUUCAGUGUUGUGGUUUGAUGGAUUGUCACUAAACACAAACUGUGGACACAACCGGGGAGUUCAGUGGUUUUCUAGUUGUGUCUGAACGGUUCCUUCAUGUUGUUUCUUAGAAACAGAAACACCCUCAGUAAAAAUAGAGAAUUGAAAAUAGAUCACACUCUUCAAAACGUCACAGGAUGAUGACUGAAAGUGGUUUUUGUUUGC